UUGGUGGUGAGAUCGAUGAAGUGGCAGGCAGAGGGAAGAGGAGGAGGAGGAGGAAAAUCUCACGAGAUAAUGAAAGAAAAAGAGGAGAGCUUGCUAGUGUAGAGCAAAGAAAGAAGAAGAAGGAAAAAAAAAACCGAGGCUAGACCUGGAGAUUUUUUAGAGUGGGAAAACAAAGACCGGGAAAAAAGGGGGAACGAAAGCAGCGAGAGAGGUUUCGUGCUGUAACCGCAGAUGGUUUUUGCACUCUGGUUUUGGUGAAUGUAGCACCCCGGGGCGCAGCGGACCAAUUGUGUGAAUCUGCAGGGCUGCUUCGGCGACACAAUCGGGAGAGAUGCACAGGAGGGACAACAGCCGCGGACGCGCUCUGAGAAGUGGAUGUUAAAGGCACAAAAGCGAGGCUUCUGCCGAGGAACACAGCUGAGCACCAAAGAGAGCAGAGUGCUGAUGCAGGAGCGAGAAUAAGAAAAUACAAAAAAUCACAGUAAAAGCUCCCGAUGCUGUUGCGACCUCGUUUCCUGGGAGUUUGAGGGAGUUUGAAGACAGUACUUAACGUUAUCAGAUAAUUAAUUAGACAUCCCAUAAGCCCGGAAAUCAAUUAAUUCACAAAUCAAUAAAUCCAUAGUCUGGUGUAACAAGAGACCUUCCAGACUGUUAGCCCGGCUGCUGAGCAACAACAACAAGAGAAGAGCAACAACACAACAGGGGCGAGAAAUACGCAUUUAUUUGCUGAAACUGAAGAUGGAUGGGAGUCUAGGGGAGAUGUCCCUCCACAGUCACUCAGAUCUGGCUCACAGCCAGGACGGCAGGGCCAUGCUGCACUCCCGGGACCUCUCAGCUGCUUUCCCCAGGCCUUCCCUCGGGGGCUCCUCCAUGUCUCUGGAGCCGGAACCUCGUCCACCGGGCUUCGACCACUCCAUGUCGGCGCUGGGCUACAGCGGCGACUCCCCGUCCAGCUCUGGCAGCACCUACACCACCCUGACCCCACUGCAGCCCUUUGACGACAAGUUCCACCACCACCACCAUCACCACCACCCCUGCCUGCCCGUCAGCAACGUCAUUGGCAGCUUCACCCUCAUGCGCGAGGACCGAGGCCUCAGCACCAACUUCUACAACCCCUAUGGCAAGGACCUCGCCAUGUCCCAAAGCCUGUCGCCCCCCUCCACAGGUUCAGGCCUGGGCUCCUCCAUGCACGGCUAUGGCAGCCUGGGUAACAGUCCCAAUGGCAACGGUGGCCAGAUGCUCCAUGGUGGCUACGACGUCCACGGGGGGAGCUUGUUCUGCCGGACAUCGGAUUUUGGCCGCGAGAUGUCACCACCGGGCCUAGGAGGAGGCGAGGUGUCAGUGGGGCAUCAGUUGAAUAAAAUGGAGGCUCACCAGCAUGCCGCGGGCCACCACCCUCACAUCUACAGCCAGCACUACCAGCCCCACCAUCACCCGAGCCAGCAGGCCUCCAAGAUGGGUGAGCACCUGCACUCAACGUCGUCCGCCUCGUCCUCGCCCGGCGAGGGCAUGCUGUCGGGCUUGCAGGGCGGAGGCAGCACCGGGGAGGAGAUCAAUACCAGGGAUGUGGCCCAGAGGAUCAUCACUGAGCUGAAGAGGUACAGCAUCCCCCAGGCCAUCUUCGCCGAGAGGGUUCUGUGUAGGUCACAGGGCACGCUGUCUGACCUCCUGAGGAACCCCAAGCCCUGGGGCAAGCUCAAGUCCGGCCGCGAGACCUUUAAGAGGAUGUCCCGCUGGCUCCAGGAGCCCGAGUUUCAAAGAAUGGCCUCGCUCCGGCUGGAGGCUUGCAAGCGGAAGGAGCAGGAGCAGAGCAAGCUGGAGCGCAACCAGGGCCCAAAGCGCACCAGGCUGGUGUUCACGGACCUGCAGCGGCGCACGCUCAUGGCCAUCUUCAGGGAGAACCACCGCCCGACCAAAGAGCUGCAGGUCACCAUCUCCCAGCAGCUGGGCCUGGAGCUCUCCACCGUCAGCAACUUCUUCAUGAACGCCCGCCGACGCAACCUCAACAAGUGGGCGGACGAGGGCCGUCCCUCCUCCACGGGUUCCUCGGGCUCCAGCGUCUCCUCCUCCGCAGUGUCCUGCAGCACGGCGUGAUGACGGACCGCCGAGGAGGUGCGGUGGGGAGGGCGCCUGAGGGAGCAAGGGGGCACAUAGACUGGUCUAGGCAGAGAUCAGCCGUAAUAAAUGUCCUCCUCGUUAUCAGAAGGAGCGACGGAGCCAGCUAUUAUACAUGAUAUUAUGAAGAUGAAGCAUUUUCCCAAACCAAAGUCGAUCACUCCCUUGAAAUGGAAGGGGGGCGAUACCCAGAGUGAUAUGACCGCAGGAUGCGAGGUCCUGCUUUGUAUAGUCAAGGGUGCAAAGAUGAUUUGACUCAUAGAAGAGUCACACCCUUACAUAGACACCAUCUCAUUGCAUUAUUUUGAUUAUGUAGAUUAGAGAUAAUGAGGGUAUUACAAAUCAGGAGGAAGCAUAUUUUGGUGUACCUUCAGAUCUAUAGUCAUCUCUCCAAAUGUGAAGAAUCAAGAGGUGCCGUUUGCUCACACCUGGAGAGCUCCAUCGUGUAACUUCUUAAUCAGAACUGUUCACCAUCAUCCAAAGACGUUAAUCCUUCCCCCAAUGUUCUUAUGGUCCUGUUUUUUCCUCAAGAAUCAAGGUGAAAGAGGAAGAAGAGGCUUUUUUUUUUUUGUGUGUUUUGUUUUUUAACUUAACCAUUUUUUUUCUGAAGAACCUGAUUUCCCUUUCUUAGCAUGUGUUUCCAUGGUGAUGGUUCCCAGGUCUGUGUGGCGUUGUUCCAAGUUUGGAAUUAUCCGGAGGGUUCUGUGGCGUCCGUGACUCCCAGCUGUCAAUCAUUCACCAUCCAACAGGAGCCUUUCCUGUACUCCUGCGAAGACGCUCCCGCCUCGAAUGAAUCAGAGUUUUCGAGGCGGGGGGGGGGGAGGGGACCGCAGUGCAUCUCGCCGUACGCCAGGACAGAAUCAAUAAACACAAGAAGGACGCAGAAAACAGACUCGUUGGUGCAAACGUCUAAGCUUUAAGACUCUCACUGAGCUUCCAAAUGAAAGCUCCACAGCCAUUUUUUUUGACUCAAAAAUCAAGCCAAAAAAAACAAAAAAAGAAGAAAAAAUGAAAGACAGCCUUUGAACACAAAGGCUCCGCGGGGAAGAGGUAAACCUGACACAAUGUAUAGUGACAUUGUAGUAUUUUUUCCACUCAUUUCCAAACAACUGUACACACCUCUGCUCCAUUAUGAAAUCUUUUUUUUACAGAUGUCUAGAAAAAUGGAGGAAUGUGAUUCUUUCAGCCCUUUUUGUACAGAUUUCAAGCACAUCGCUCUAUUUAUAGAAACACAUUGGAAGUGCGGGGCAGUUUGUUUCAGCCCUGCUGACAUACAAGGUCAUUUUUUGGUCCACAAAGGAACGGCUUUAACAUGCCUCCUUAUAGCCAAUAGUUAAAUCAAACCAAGAACGUUUCAAAUGCAAUUGCUGAUCUGAUCAACGUAUUUAUUACUGCAUUUGUGUAUUUAUUGUUUUCCCUUUUUUCUUUCCUCUUUCUAUUUAUUUGGUUAUUUAUUUAUGCUAUCUAUAUACUGUAAGUAUUUAUUUAACAAUGCUCUGUAUGUCUGUGUGAAACUGAAGACUUUUUUCUGAUGGGCACUUUUAGCUGUAGAAUCCCAUCGUAAUACCAAAGAUUAACAUUGCCUCCCUGAAUGUACGGCCUGAAUCCCUAAACCCUGUACCCGAUCCCAACCCGAUCCAGCCCGACCCACCCAGUGAUGUUACGUAUCUCUCUCUAUCUUUAAGGCCUGGCCUUUGUUUUUGUUUUUUUGUUGGUUUUUUUUUUUUGGUUUUUGUUUUUUUUUUGUAGAAUAAUGGGGAUUUCUUUACUCUUGCAAAUGUCUCUGCGGUCAGCUCUUAAUGCCAAGGCCAAAGCUUGUUUGAAUGUUGUGCUAAUAUUUAUAAUUAAUAACACUAUGAAUAAUAACAAUGAAGAUGUGGCAUCCCAUAGGUUCACAGGUUGCUUGUAAAGUUGUGUUCAGACCAAUGCCAUCUGGCGGACUGUGUAAAGUGUCUGGGGACCCACUUAAAGCGCCGUCCGAAGGCCCAAUUGAGUGUGAGUCCUUCAGGGUCACAUGCAAACAUGCGUACUGUGUGUCUGCCUGGGGAAAUGCAUGGUUGUGACCCCCCCCCCCCCCCCCCAUCUCCCUCACCUGCCCCCCCCCCCCCCCUUCCUCCACAGUGCAGUGCAGACAGUCUUGUCUAUGUCCAGCUCAGUGUGAUCUCACUGUCCUCCACAUGCCAAGCCCUUCUGCCAGUUGUCUCAGUUCCAUGACGGUUCAUUCCUGGACUUUUGGGGUGUAUGGGGGGGGGGGGUUCUUGGGGUAUGUUCCUAGGUUUCUGGAGGCUUUGGCCCUCUGGUUUGUUUCUCAUAUUUUGAAGGCCUCUUAGGCUUGCAGGGUUUGUCCGUGGACCUCUUUGUGUCUUGGGGUUUGUUUCUCGUCUUGCAGGAGUCUCUGAUUUUGUCACAGGUCUUUUGAGGUUCGUAGGGUUCGUCCAGGGGUUCAUUGCUGGUCAUCUGGGGUUCUGGGGUCCUCUAAGGUCCUUAGGGUUCCUCCUGCAACUUGCACAGGCAUAAAUGGCUUUGAUUUUCCAACGUUUUGCCUGGUGAACGCCUAAAUCACCCACGAUCUGAUUCUCUGACCCCUGUGUAAAUGCUGCCAAAGAGUGGCGAGGCUAGCUUGGUCGUUUUCCACCCUCUCUCUCUCUCUGUCUCUUUACCUCUGUCUCUCUUUCUCUGUCUUUAACGUUGGAAGGGGUGGAUUGCCGGGCCCCCUUCACAGCGUGCACUUGAAAGACGGGCGGUCAUGAAAGAGGCCAUCGACUUUUUCGCGGACUUCAAAGAGAAGGCUUUUUUCAUCCCGUCUCCUCUCUGGGUAUCUGGUCUGGGGUCCGCUCUUGGCCAGACCUGUGGGCUUUAGGGGGCAUUCAAAGGGGGCGGGGGGAGAUCAGAGAGGAGGCUGAAUCAUCCAGAAUGAGGAUAGUGGUAGUGGUGUGUGUG
This is a messenger RNA of Seriola aureovittata, 5055 nucleotides long. It is a transcript of the gene onecutl, whose product is annotated as one cut domain, family member, like. Gene Ontology annotation, cellular component: nucleus. The record is from RefSeq and is a predicted model, not a curated record. Gene Ontology annotation, biological process: regulation of transcription by RNA polymerase II. Gene Ontology annotation, molecular function: RNA polymerase II cis-regulatory region sequence-specific DNA binding; DNA-binding transcription factor activity, RNA polymerase II-specific. The transcript has 3 exons. Bases 739 to 2094 code for a protein of 451 amino acids. Lineage: Eukaryota; Metazoa; Chordata; Actinopteri; Carangiformes; Carangidae.